This is a messenger RNA of Musca domestica (house fly), 1475 nucleotides long. RefSeq names its product putative nuclease HARBI1. The coding region runs from base 259 to 1335 and encodes 358 amino acids. The transcript is spliced from 4 exons. NCBI's taxonomy places the organism in Eukaryota, Metazoa, Arthropoda, Insecta, Diptera, Muscidae. The record is from RefSeq and is a predicted model, not a curated record.
UAAUCACCCUUAUUAUGGUUGGCGUUGUCGUAGGCGUUCAAGUGUCGUAGACGUAGUCGUAGGCGUUGUCGUAAAUAAAAAUUUUUGGUAUUAUGUACAAUUUUCGACUACGUCUUUUUUGUAAUAGAUGUAAAAAAGCAGGGUGCUCUGGAAUAAUAAACAAUUGUAGAAUUUACGAGCUACCCGGUUAAAAGAAAUAAAUGCGUCAGUUGAAAUAGUUGAAGUAAAACGAUCAUUUGUUUAAUUAAAUAUUGAAAUAUGUUAAGUGUUGGCAAUUUUUUAUCUGAGGAUGAAGAUGAGUAUAUUCAAAAUGAUUUAAACGUGAGGCGAAAAAUAUUGCGGCAAGAGUCUAACAUAUUUUCCAUGACUGAUUCCCAAUUUGUUAGUUACUUCAGGCUUAGUAAGGAUGCAUUUAAAUAUGUUUUGGGUCAAAUCACUCCAGACCUCCGUAACCGGGUUAAAUCUACAAGUGUCCCAAAUACACUAAAACUAGCCGCAACAAUUCGAAUACUGGCUGAAGGAAGUUAUCAAAAGGGUGCUGGGAACGAUUUCAAUGUCAGUUUAUCACAGUCGUCUGUCAGCAAUGUGUUCCGCGAGUGCAUAGAAGUAUUACAUAAUAAGCUGUGUCCAAAUUGGAUCUCUUUUCCCACCACUGAAGAAGAGAAAUAUGAAAUUAAGGAACAUUUUUUGAAAAAUACUGGAUUUCCUGGUGUGAUUGGAUGUAUUGAUGGAACGCACAUAAAAAUUGUUGCGCCAAGAAUGGAAGAGAGAUUCAAAUACUUGAACCGGAAAGGAUUCUACAGUCUCAACGUAACGGUGGUGUGUGAUCAUAAAUUAAGAAUUAGAUAUAUAUCAUCACACCAUCAUGGAUCCGUUCACGACUCGUUGGUUUGGAAUACAAGUGAUUUGAAACAACACAUGAAAGAAAACUUUGACAAUGGCGAAAGAAAUACAUGGAUAUUAGGUGACGCAGGAUAUCCAUUGGAAAAAUUUUUAAUUACGCCAUUUAGAUCAGCUGACGAAGGCUCACCAGAGUGUAGAUUCAACAAAAUACAUUCAAAAACAAGAAAUAUAGUUGAACGAGCAAUUGGGGUGUUGAAGAACAGAUUUCGUUGUAUAUUAGGAGCGAGACAAUUGCAUUACACCCCUGAUAUAUGUGGAAAAGUAACAGCAGUUUGUGCAGCGUUACACAAUAUUUGCAUACAUUUCAAAAUUGAAAUGCCGAUAGUUAACGCAAACCCCUACUUCAUGACAGAUUCAAAUGAUGUUGAAAUGAACGACGAUUUGAAUGCAUUAGACAUAAGAUCAUCAAUAAUGCUAUCUUUAAGUAAUUAAUUCAUUUUAUUAUUAAUUAUCUUAUAAAAAGUAAAAUUCAUUUUUAAUAUUUAAAUAUAAAAGCUAUGCUUUAAGUUAUAACAUAAAUAGUUUCACUGAAAUCCACUCCUUAUUUCUUCUAAUUCCAGACGUCUCUUUUC